Messenger RNA from Aphidius gifuensis, 3317 nucleotides. RefSeq names its product protein unc-45 homolog B (gene unc-45). The transcript is spliced from 2 exons. Lineage: Eukaryota; Metazoa; Arthropoda; Insecta; Hymenoptera; Braconidae. The record is from RefSeq and is a predicted model, not a curated record. Gene Ontology annotation, molecular function: Hsp90 protein binding. The coding region runs from base 268 to 3099 and encodes 943 amino acids.
CAUCUUGAUUUGAUUUUUUUAUUUUUAUUUUCAUCAACAGUGCUUCCUUUUCUGGUAAACAAUAAUUUCGAAAUAAAAUCCAAAAAUAAACUAUCACAAGAAGAAGCCAUCUAGAUGCCUCUAGAAUUUUCUUUUUUAAUUGUAUUUAAUUGAGUGCAUUGGUGGUGCACUAUUCAGUUAAAUUUUGACAAACAAGUGUAUAACAUUUACAAGAAAAAAAAAACAAAAACAAUUCAACAACAAAAACAAUAAUAAAAAAAAUCAAAAAUGACUAAAGAUAAUUUAUCACCACAAGAAUUAAAAGAAAGAGGUAAUGAAGAAUUUAAAAAAGAAAAUUGGUCUGGUGCUUUGGAGUACUAUACAAAUGCAUUGAAAUUAACAACAAUUGAUGAUUCAGAAAAAGCUGUAUUUUUAAAAAAUAGAGCAGCUGUUUAUUUGAAACAAAAAGAUUAUGAAAAUACAAUAAUUGAUUGUGAUGAAGCAUUAAAAUUAUCACCAAAUGAUCCAAAAGCAUUAUUUAGAAGAUGUCAAGCACUUGAAAGUUUAAAACGUUAUGAAGAAGCAUACAGAGAUGCACGUCAUAUUAUUAAUAUUGAUCCAACAAAUAAACCAGUUAAAACAAUAUUAUCACGUUUAUUUGAGAUAGUACAAGAACGUCAUAAAUAUAAUUCUCAAACAAGUGCAAAAGUACAAAAAAUGUUUGAAGUUGCAUUUGAUAUUAAUGUUGAUAAAGAUAAACGUGAAACAGCAAUGAAUAAUUUACUUGUAUUAUCACGUGAAACAGCUGGUGCUGAAAUAAUGUUUAAAGCUGGUGUUAUUGGUAAAAUAUUACAAAUAUUAAAAAUUGAAAAAACAAAUGAACUUGUUAUUCUUUCUGGUAUACGUAUUAUUGCUGAGCUAUGUAAAGAUAAUGCUGAUAGAACAGAAAGUAUUAUUCAUGAAAUUGGUAUACCAUGGUUUUUAGAAAUAAUAAAUAGUAAUAAUGAGGAUAGAGUUACAGCAGCACAAUAUUGUAUGCAAACAGUAUUAAAUAGUUACAGUGGUAUGAAUAAUAAACCAGAUACAAAACCAAAUAAAGAAUUAGCUGAAAAAUAUAAAAAAGAAAUUGAUACAUUAUUAUCAUGUUUAGUUUUUUGUACAACAAAUCGUACAAUAACUGGUCUUGCUAGAGAUGCAAUAAUUGAAUUAAUAAUGCGUAAUGUACAUUAUCAAUAUCUUGAUUGGGCUGAAAGAUUAGUUGAAAUACGUGGCCUACAAAGAUUAAUGGAAGUUGCUAGUGAACUUGAAGAAUAUAAAUAUGAAUCAGCAAUGAAUAUAACAUCAUCAACAAGAACAGUAACAAGUGUAUGUCUUGCUAGAAUAUAUGAAAAUAUGUAUUAUGAUGCUGCUAAAGAAAAAUUUACAUCAGCUAUUGAUGAAUAUAUUAAAGAUAAAUUAUUAGAUCCAGAAAUUGAAGCAAAAGUACGUGUUACUGUUGCAAUAACAACAUUAUUACUUGGUCCACUUGAUGUUGGUAAUGCAAUUAUUGCCAGAGAUGGAAUAUUACAAAUGAUACUUGUUAUGGCAACAUCAGAUGAUAUAUUACAACAAAAAGUUGCUUGUGAAUGUAUUAUUGCUGCUGCAUCUAAAAAAGAUAAAGCAACAACAAUUAUAAGUCAAGGUAUUAAAAUAUUAAAAAAAUUAUAUCAAUCAAAUGAUGAUGCAAUUAAAGUACGUGCUUUAGUUGGUUUAUGUAAACUUGGAAGUUCUGGUGGUAGUGAUGCAACAAUAAAACCAUUUGCUGAUGGUGCAACAUUAAAAUUAGCUGAAGCAUGUAGAAGAUUUCUUAUUAAUCCAAAAAAAGAUAAAGAUAUGAGAAAAUGGUCAAUUGAAGGUUUAUCAUAUUUAACAUUUGAUGCUGAAGUUAAAGAAAAAUUAAUUGAAGAUCAAUCAGCAAUAACAGCUAUGAUUGAACUUGCUAAAAGUGGUGAUAAAUCAGUACUUUAUGGUGUUGUUACAACACUUGUUAAUUUAUGUAAUGCAUAUGAUAAACAAGAAAUAAUACCAGAAAUGAUUGAACUUGCUAAAUUUGCUAAACAUCAUAUACCAGAAGAGCAUGAACUUGAUGAUCAAGAUUUUGUAUCUAAAAGGCUAAUAUUACUUGCAAAUGCUGGUGUAACAACAGCACUUGUUGCAUUAUCAAAAACAGAUAGUCAAAAUAGUAAAGAAUUAAUAGCACGUGUAUUUAAUGCAAUAUGUAGUCAACAAGAAGUACGUGGUAUUUGUGUACAACAAGGUGGUGCUAAAGCAUUAUUACCAUUGGCACUUGAUGGUACUGAAAAAGGUAAAAAACAAGCAUCACAAGCACUUGCUAGAAUUGGUAUUACAAUUAAUCCUGAAGUUGCAUUUCCUGGACAAAGAAUUAUGGAAGUUAUUAGACCAUUAUUAAAUUUAUGUAGUCCAGAUUGUUCAGCAUUAGAAAAUUUUGAAGCACUUAUGGCAUUAUGUAAUUUAGCUGGUGUUAGUGAUACAGUUAGAAAACAUAUUCUCAAGGAGGGAGGUUUUACUAAAAUUGAAAGUUACAUGUAUGAAGAUCAUUUAAUGUUACAAAGAGCUGCAACACAAGUUAUGAAUAAUAUGAUGAUGAAUGAAGAAGUUGUACAAUUUUAUGAAGGUGAUAAUGACAGAGUCAAGUAUCUUGUUAUUUUAGCUGAAGAUGAAGAUAAAGAAACAAGUCUAGCUGCUGCUGGUGCACUUGCAAUGCUAACAUCUGUCAGUAAAAAAGCAUGUUGGAAAAUAUUUGAUUCUAAAAAUUGGCUUGAAUCAAUACAUUAUUUAUUGGCAAAUCCUGAUUCUGAUGUACAACAUAGAGGUGUUGUUAUUGUAUCAAAUAUGAUACAAAGUACCAAGGAAGUUGCUGCUAAACUUAUAGAAACAGAUGUCAUGGAAAUAUUAAUGGCACUUAUCAAAAGUGAUACUGUUAAAAAUCCAAAAAUUAAACAAAUUGCAGCAUCAGCAUUGGAAGCUGCUGCUAAAUGGCAGCUCAUAUCAAAACAAGCUGAUAUUGAUCCACCAAUAAUUGACACAUCGACUACUAAUCCAUUAGAAAAUAUGGAGUAAAUCAUUAAUAUAAAUAUUGUGCCUUCAACUUUUUUUAAUUCAAUUGUUAAUUUCAUUUGUUGAAAAAUAAUUAUUACCAUUUUGUUUUAAAAAAUCAUUUGCAUUUUAUUUGUAUUAUUUAAAUAUCAAUUGUUGUACUUUUAAAAAAAAUAAUUAUAAAUCUGUAUUUUUAAUCAAUGUAUAAAUUGAUAUAAUAAAUUUUUUGUUUAAAGUUUACA